Ascoidea rubescens DSM 1968 is the source of this 795-nucleotide messenger RNA. Its product is annotated as GLE1-like protein. Gene Ontology annotation, molecular function: phospholipid binding; translation initiation factor binding; inositol hexakisphosphate binding. Gene Ontology annotation, cellular component: nuclear pore; cytoplasm; nuclear pore cytoplasmic filaments. The coding region runs from base 1 to 795 and encodes 264 amino acids. The transcript has a single exon. Gene Ontology annotation, biological process: regulation of translational termination; regulation of translational initiation; poly(A)+ mRNA export from nucleus. The record is from RefSeq and is a predicted model, not a curated record. Lineage: Eukaryota; Fungi; Ascomycota; Saccharomycetes; Ascoideales; Ascoideaceae.
AUGAAAAAAAUUAAAAUCAACCCAAAAUUCGGUCAAUUAACAAACUCUUUAACCAAACUCAUUAAUAUCAAAAACGAACUAAUUGAUAUCUUAUUAAAUUCAAAAUCAAAUGACCCAAAUAGCAUAUCCUUUAAUUGGUUGUUACAUUUCACCUCAAAAUGUUUUAUAAAACAAGCUGAAACUGAAAUAGGUCCAUCUUUCAACUCGACUUUACCUCUUGCAACUCUAUGUUACUACGUUUUAAUUGAAAUCCCUGAAUUCCGUCAAAUUAUGAUGGCAAAAUUUAUUAAAAAAUGCCCCUUCAUCAUUGGUUUCACAUGUCCAAUUGAUACUGAAAAUGGCAGACUCUUAAUGGGCUGGAAAAAACCAAAUAAAUCCAGUUCUGCUUUUGAAUCUUUAGAAAGAUAUAAUGAAAGAGUUGGUGGUAUCUUUUCAUUAUAUGCAGUUCUAACAAGAAUAUCACUCUUAAGAGACCCAAUGUAUUCUAAUAUAACUUAUGAUAAACUACCAAUCACGAUAAAUGAUGGUUGGACAAUGGUAGCAAAAAUUCUAAACAUUCAAGACGAAAGUUUAAUCACUGAUACCCACUUCUUUAUUUUGGGUAAUUGGUGGGACGGUUGUGCAACUGAAUUUUUAAAUGCUUUUGGGAGACAAGCCGAAAAAUUACUAAAAUUUAUUGCAUUUGAAUUUACUAAAAAUUUUAUUAAAUCUAGUCCAUCUGCUUUGAGAUUAAUGACUUUGGGAGAACUCUGGAUAAAUGAAAACAAAAUUGAAAUAAUUCCUCCAAUGGUUUAA